This is a messenger RNA of Nicotiana attenuata, 1149 nucleotides long. RefSeq names its product protein EXORDIUM-like. The coding region runs from base 52 to 987 and encodes 311 amino acids. The record is from RefSeq and is a predicted model, not a curated record. Lineage: Eukaryota; Viridiplantae; Streptophyta; Magnoliopsida; Solanales; Solanaceae. The transcript has a single exon.
UUUCAUAAUCCAACCCAAAAUCUAGUUAUUAUCUUUAAACGUUUCUCAAAUAUGGAUUCCUUUCAGUAUUCCAAAAUCCCUUAUCCACUUCUUAUUCUUGUUUUCCUCAGCUUUAUCCGCUUUACUUGUGGCACAAGAAACUUGCUUUCACUCUAUCAACCACCUCCAAUGGGUCUUACGUACCAUAAUGGUGCCUUAUUAGAAGGAGAGCUAAAAAUAUCCAUUCUUUGGUACGGACAAUUCUCACCAGCCCAAAAAUCCAUUAUUGUGGAUUUUCUUCAAUCUAUAAAUUCUGUUAAUAAAAUGGGGUCACUUAAAACACCUACUGUUUCAAAAUGGUGGCAAACCAUUCAAACCUACUUGACAAAAGCGGGUAAAAAAGAAACCCGACUUGUUUUAUCUGAUCAGUUCAAAGAUGAAAAUUGUUCCUUUGGAAAAAACAUAAAGAAAUCCCAGAUAUCUGAGUUGGCAAAUUUAAACUCAAGAAAAGGUGAAUUAACCUUGGUCCUAACAGCCCAAGAUGUUAUAGUUGAAGGCUUCUGCAUGAGCAAUUGCGGGUAUCACGGGUCGGGUCAAGGCAAAAAAUCCGUUUUCAUAUGGGUGGGUAACUCGGUGACUCAGUGCCCCGGUCAAUGUGCGUGGCCUUUUCACCAACCAAUUUAUGGACCACGGGACAAGCCAUUGGGUGCACCAAAUGGUGACGUGGGUACGGAUGGCAUGGUUGUAAAUAUAGCGAGUCUUUUGGCCGGAGUUGUAACGAACCCCUACGGAAACGGCUACUAUCAGGGGCCGGCGGAAGCGCCGCUUGAAGCGGCUUCGGCUUGCGCCGGGCUGUAUGGUAGAGGAGCUUAUCCAGGUUAUGCAGGUGAGCUGCUUGUGGAUACGAUAAGUGGUGCAAGCUAUAAUGCGCAUGGUACAAACGGAAGAAAGUAUUUGUUGCCUGGGCUUUUUGAUCCAAAUAAAUCAGCUUGCUCAACUAUUGUCUAGAAUAAUACACAUAUACUUCUGCUAGAAGAUGGAGCACUUCAAAUGUUUACUUUUAGUUUAUGUAAAUUUUGUUUAUACGUAGUUUUAACAUUUACUUUGAGGAAAAUGUAUUUUCGUCCCGUGUAUGGUUCUUUAGUUUAUAUAUUUUGUUUGGUCUAUCUA